UAUAUAUACUGAUUCUUGUUCAGAGACUCUAGAAAACUAAUUCAGCAACAAAAUGGAUUCUUUACACGUUCUUAGAUCCUUUCUUCUUCUUUUCAUUGUUUUUAAUCAUCUUCCUCGCACAACUACAUCAAUGUCAGAACCAAAAGUCAUUACCAUCGAUGUAAACCAAGCUCAGAAACUUCUUGAUUCUGGCUACACGUUUCUUGAUGUCAGAACUGUUGAAGAGUUCAAGAAAGGCCAUGUUGAUUCAGAAAAUGUCUUCAAUGUUCCUUACUGGUUAUAUACUCCACAAGGUCAAGAGAUUAACCCUAAUUUCUUGAAACAUGUUUCAUCUCUCUGUAACCAAACCGAUCAUCUCAUCCUGGGAUGUAAAUCUGGAGUUAGAUCAUUACAUGCUACCAAAUUUCUUGUUUCUUCCGUAAGUACCAAAAGAUUCAAGAUUUGAAAACCCUGUUUUCUUCUUUAAUCUAUGAGUUUAUUGGUGAGAUAUAAUGCGAUUGUUUAAUCAUGUGAUAGGGCUUCAAGACUGUAAGAAACAUGGACGGUGGUUACAUUGCUUGGGUCAACAAGAGAUUCCCAGUUAAAGUGGAACACAAGGAACUCAAGUAUGAUGAGCUUUGA
Arabidopsis thaliana (thale cress) is the source of this 621-nucleotide messenger RNA. Its product is annotated as Rhodanese/Cell cycle control phosphatase superfamily protein. The record is from RefSeq and is marked reviewed. The coding region runs from base 53 to 445 and encodes 130 amino acids. Gene Ontology annotation, molecular function: catalytic activity. The transcript is spliced from 3 exons. NCBI's taxonomy places the organism in Eukaryota, Viridiplantae, Streptophyta, Magnoliopsida, Brassicales, Brassicaceae.